CUGCGUGACGUCUGCGCUCCUCGCAGCUCUUCUCUCGCGGCCUCCCAGUUCUUGCCUAUUUUGGAAGAGAGCCGCAGCCCUUCUGCUGAUGCGCGCGCGCUGGCGCCUUUUUAAGGCAACUGGCAGAGUGGCGGCUUCGCCAGAGCUCAGGAGCUGCCCCCGCCCCCUGAACGGUAGAGUCCUGGCCGGUCUUGGAAGCCCCCCGGAGCCAUCGCUCCAUCCCAUGCCCAUCCUAAUGCCCUCCAUCAUUGUGGGGGACAUUUCAACCUUGGAGAGAGGAGGUCUUGCCCUUAACCCCUCGCCCCCCCCGCCCCCAACAGAGGAGACUGUCUUAUAGAAACCUUGGAAGCAAACAAGAUGCCAGGCCUAUCCGUGCUUGGAGAUCCUACUACAGACAAGGCCACAGAGGGACAACACCAGGUCUUAGGUGGGUUUUCUGGACAAACUUCUGGAUCCCAUGAACUUCAGGACCAGACAACCAGGUCGCUGCUUACAAACAUCUGCUUCCACUGAAGGCUUCUUGCAGCCCACCAGCUCUGAAACUUUCUGGAGUCAAACCUCUCCUAGAUUGCCUACAAGUGCCACUUGGCUUCUGGAUGGAAAUGUGGCCCUGCUGGACACUCCCCAGAGCCAUGUGGACCCAGCCCCUUGGACCCUCUGCCUAGUUCCGAUGAUAACCUGACAGGGGACAUGACCUACUUGGCCAUUCCGGAGGAGAUGUGCAAUUUCCAGACAUCUGCAGGUCUCCACUCUGGACUAGGGUUAGGGACUCAGAGUGGAUCUGACCUAGAUCGACAUUUGUGGUUCCGAGUGUAGCUCUCUGGAGCUUGAAUGGUGUGUCCAAGGGGCACCCAUUGCCAGGGCCACACCUUCAAUGCACAAAGGGGGAAACUAAGGCAGUCUUCAAAGAGACAUCAUUUGCCGAGGUCACAAGGCAAGACAGUAUAUUUGUUGUUGAGAUUAGAACCCAGAAUUCUGCCUCCUCACCUCAGAGUCCAGCUUUUGGAAAAUACUUAGGGUCACUGUGCUGUGUGUGAACCAAAGACCUGUUUCAGGAUCUACCUCUCUUGUGGACAUGACCCUUGGGUUAGUUUACUCUAUCAGUCCUCAGUCACCCAAGACAGAUGACCUCCAAGGAACUCCCACUUCAGAUGGGCCUCUGAAAUGGGUAUUUGGGCUGUCUGAGGGACCGUGCUGAGAGGAUUGUCUUCCUUCCACAAGACUGAAGUUAAGGAAACUGCAGACGGUAGUGACUUCAGGCACUGGCCAUGCACACUGCUCUGAGGAUCACCAGGGGUCUGUUUGUGCAUUUUGGACCCCGUCAGAUUCCUCCAAUGUUUCCCCGACAGGUGGCAAAGAUUAACUAAUAGAGGAAGGAGGACUCACAACACACCACAGUGGAGAUGUUUGUGUUCCUGUGCUGCUAAGUAAAUAUGAUCAAGGCCAAAUUCAGGUGGUCUCUUCUCCACAGGACCACCAUUCCACCUGAUCCUGGAGAUUUAGACCCUCAGGCCAGGUCACGGAGGCGAAGAAGGAAUUAUUUAUUUGAAACUGGCUAAGAGACUUUCAGAUUGAAUAGACUCCAGAAAAGACCCCUAGUUGUGACCUCGCCCGGUCCCCAAAGCCAAGGAAAGCCCCUCAUGUGAUUUUUGACCUCUGCCUGGCAGAUGGCAGCAAAUUGGCAGAGGACCAAGCCCCUUCUCAUCCUUUGCCUCCUUAGAAAAAACAAUCAAUGUUUAUAGCAGCCCCUCCUUGUCUUCUACAAACUCUCCUGAUAAGGGCUUCAGACCACCCUAACCCGUGUACUGUCCCUCCUCCCAAUAGAAUACAAUGGAAAACCUGGGUCCCUGCACCCCAUUCCUAGCUCUGCACAGCUCUCGCCAGCCGGCCCCCUCCGCACCCUCCCUUCUGCCCCUUCCCCCGCCCCCUCCCUCUCCCGUUCGACGUCACGAGAUGACGUCGGAAGCCAGGGAGGGAGGAGGAGCACCCCCCUCCCCAGCCAGUGGCUCCCGCUGCAGCUUGCUUUAGCCCAGCCUCCCGCCUCCCGCUCCCCCCCGUCUCUAAAACGAGCCCCCCCACGCCUGUCAGGAGCUAUAUAAGGCGGAUCGAGGCAGGCGAGGGGGGCAGCGCUGCCGAGCGGAGCCCAGGAGUGGAGCGAGAGCGAGCAAGAGCCUGGGCGAAAAGACCGGGAAGCAAGGAAGAGGAAGCCUCCGGUGCAUCGGGAAAGGACCGCAGGUGUUCGGGAGCCGGAGCUGGAGCUCCACGGCCGGCAGUCAUGUACCGAUCCACCAAGGGCGCCUCCAAGGCGCGCCGCGACCAGAUCAACGCCGAGAUUCGGAACCUCAAGGAACUGCUGCCGUUGGCUGAAGCGGACAAGGUCCGGCUGUCCUACCUGCACAUCAUGAGUCUUGCCUGCAUCUACACUCGCAAGGGUGUCUUCUUUGCUGGAGGCACUCCUUUGGCUGGCCCCACGGGGCUUCUCUCUGCUCAAGAGCUUGAAGACAUAGUGGCAGCACUACCUGGAUUUCUACUUGUGUUCACAGCUGAGGGGAAGUUGCUAUACCUGUCGGAGAGUGUGAGCGAGCAUCUGGGCCAUUCUAUGGUGGAUCUGGUUGCCCAGGGUGACAGUAUUUACGACAUCAUUGACCCUGCUGACCAUCUCACUGUGCGCCAGCAGCUCACCAUGCCCUCUGCUCUGGAUGCUGAUCGCCUUUUCCGUUGUCGAUUUAACACAUCCAAGUCCCUCCGGCGCCAGAGUGCAGGCAACAAACUGGUGCUUAUUCGAGGUCGAUUCCAUGCUCACCCACCUGGGGCCUACUGGGCAGGAAACCCCGUGUUCACAGCUUUCUGUGCCCCACUGGAGCCAAGACCCCGUCCCGGCCCUGGCCCUGGCCCUGGCCCUGGUCCUGCCUCUCUCUUCCUGGCCAUGUUCCAGAGCCGGCAUGCUAAGGACCUAGCCCUACUGGACAUUUCUGAAAGUGUCCUAAUCUACCUGGGCUUUGAGCGCAGCGAACUGCUCUGUAAAUCAUGGUAUGGACUGCUACACCCCGAGGACCUGGCCCACGCUUCUUCUCAACACUACCGCCUGUUGGCUGAAAAUGGAGAUAUUCAGGCUGAAAUGGUGGUGAGACUUCAAGCCAAGCAUGGAGGCUGGACAUGGAUUUACUGCAUGCUAUACUCGGAUGGUCCAGAAGGCCCUAUUACUGCCAAUAACUACCCUAUCAGUGACACGGAAGCCUGGAGUCUUCGCCAGCAGCUAAACUCUGAAAACACCCAGGCAGCCUAUGUCCUAGGAACCCCAGCUGUGCUACCCUCAUUCUCUGAGAAUGUCUUCUCCCAGGAGCACUGCUCUAAUCCACUCUUUACACCAGCCCUGGGGACUCCUAGAAGUGCCAGCUUCCCCAGGGCCCCUGAACUAGGUGUGAUCUCAACAUCAGAAGAGCUUGCCCAACCCUCCAAAGAACUGGACUUCAGUUACCUGCCAUUCCCUGCAAGGCCUGAGCCUUCCCUCCAAGCAGACUUGAGCAAGGAUUUGGUGUGUACUCCACCUUACACACCCCACCAGCCAGGAGGCUGCGCCUUCCUCUUCAGCCUCCAUGAACCCUUCCAGACUCACUUGCCCCCUCCAUCCAGCUCUCUCCAAGAACAGCUGACGCCAAGCACGGUGACUUUCUCUGAACAGUUGACACCAAGCAGUGCAACCUUCCCAGAUCCACUAACCAGUUCACUACAAGGACAGUUGACUGAAAGCUCAGCCAGAAGCUUUGAAGAACAAUUGACUCCGUGCACCUCUACCUUCCCUGACCAGCUGCUUCCCAGCACUGCCACGUUCCCAGAACCUCUGGGUAGCCCCACCCAUGAGCAGCUGACUCCUCCCAGCACAGCAUUCCAAGCACAUCUGAACAGUCCUAGCCAAACCUUCCCAGAGCAACUGAGCCCUAAUCCUACCAAGACUUACUUCGCCCAGGAGGGAUGCAGUUUUCUCUAUGAGAAGUUGCCCCCAAGUCCUAGCAGCCCUGGUAAUGGGGACUGUACACUCUUGGCCCUAGCUCAACUCCGGGGUCCCCUCUCUGUGGACGUCCCCCUGGUGCCUGAAGGCCUGCUCACACCUGAGGCCUCUCCAGUCAAGCAAAGUUUCUUCCACUAUACAGAGAAAGAGCAGAAUGAGAUAGAUCGUCUCAUCCAGCAGAUCAGCCAGUUGGCUCAGGGCAUGGACAGGCCCUUCUCAGCUGAGGCUGGCACUGGGGGGCUGGAGCCACUUGGAGGGCUGGAGCCCCUGAACCCCAACCUGUCCCUGUCAGGGGCUGGACCCCCUGUGCUUAGCCUGGAUCUUAAACCCUGGAAAUGCCAGGAGCUGGACUUCUUGGUUGACCCUGAUAAUUUAUUCCUGGAAGAGACGCCAGUGGAAGACAUCUUCAUGGAUCUUUCUACUCCAGACCCCAAUGGGGAAUGGGGUUCAGGGGAUCCUGAGGCAGAGGUCCCAGGAGGGACCCUGUCACCUUGCAACAACCUGUCCCCAGAAGAUCACAGCUUCCUGGAGGACUUGGCCACCUAUGAAACCGCCUUUGAGACAGGUGUCUCAACAUUCCCCUAUGAAGGGUUUGCUGAUGAGUUGCAUCAACUCCAGAGCCAAGUUCAAGACAGCUUCCAUGAAGAUGGAAGUGGAGGGGAACCAACGUUUUGAAUAAGUCUGUGACUUAACGUCGUCAAGUAUGGCAUAUUGUCAUCAAGACGUGGAGCCGCUCUCCACCCCCCCGGGACUGUUGGGGGGAUUCUGGGGGCCAGAGGGGGAUAUAUCUGAUUCUCCAGGCCCUGAAGGAUUUAGGGGGGAGGUGGGAGGGCAAGGGAGGGGAGCAACUUUUUAAAAUCAAGGGACUUCGAGCGAUCCCAAUUUCCAUUUCAAUCUGUAUUCACUCGUAGUGAGCUUCCUUGAAUGGAUUUCAAGCGGAAAAUGGGGGAGUCUCACUUCCCCACCGCGCUGCCCCAUGGGCCUGGGCCAGUUCUCCGCUCCUAGGGGCCAAGCCACCCCUAGGCUUUGGUGGGGGAAAGGCAUGGCCCACCUGGGGCUAGCCUGUGCCCUGAGGGGCUCUUGACACCCACGUAGAAUUCUCUACAAACCAGUAACGGGAUUUCAAUUCCGACGGACUCUGCCGCCCUGGCGGCCCUUCCUGUGACUUUUGUGCCCCGCGCCUGGGGUGGGGGGCGCGAAGAGACGCUACAUUCCUUUCCGAUGGAGGAAGGCAGAUCUGCCGUCACACGUGUGCUUGCACGAGUGCGUGUACCUGGUGCGGGACUCACCCGGCCGCCAGACCGCCUAGGCUUGCCCAGGUGGCCACCUCGUGGUGCUGCGGUGACUUUGUAGCCAACUUUAUAAUAAAGUCCAGUUUGCCUUUUUGGUA
Molecule: messenger RNA, 5399 nt
Organism: Rattus norvegicus (Norway rat)
Lineage: Eukaryota; Metazoa; Chordata; Mammalia; Rodentia; Muridae
Source: RefSeq, a predicted model, not a curated record